Messenger RNA from Perca fluviatilis (European perch), 3556 nucleotides. Its product is annotated as interferon-induced protein 44-like. The transcript has 8 exons. The record is from RefSeq and is a predicted model, not a curated record. Lineage: Eukaryota; Metazoa; Chordata; Actinopteri; Perciformes; Percidae. Gene Ontology annotation, molecular function: GTP binding. Bases 455 to 1792 code for a protein of 445 amino acids.
GAAACACUUCUACUAAUAAGGCUCAAAGGAUAAGAAUGUAUUAGCCACACGACCUUUUUCACGGCAGACGUUGUAUUUUCAAAAGCAUCAAUGAUGGCUGCAUUCCACUUAGGAGAGGCCCUGGUACUGUGCAUGCUGACUCACUGAAACAGCUUACUGGGACAUUAGUAGGCCUACCUAAACAACUAUUCACAGUUUUAAACGGAGCUACACUUAGCAAACACCUUUGAAACGCACAUUGGAAUUUACAUCAGUUUUAUUUUGAAGGCAAAAUUAUUCCAGUCCGCACUUCCAGUUUCGUUUCUGAAACUGCCUGCCUGGCAUCGUGUCUAUAUAUGCCUACUGUAAAGCUGUUCACCAUCAUCAACUAUCUUCAAGAUAAGACACCAAAGUGAGUAAACGUCAAAGGUUCAUUCAGCCUCCUUGACAUACUUCAGCAGACCAGCUGUCCACUAUGAAUUCCAUGUUAACCAAUAGCCAGCAGAAAACUAUCCGCUCCCAGCUGGGAAGAGUCAAACUCCAGCUGCUGUACAAGGCCAGCAUCCAUGGUUUCACCGGUGCAGCCUUUCACCAACGAUGUGACACCCGCUGUCCCACAGUGUCUGUGGGCUACAACGCCUCUGGUUAUGUGUUUGGAGGCUACACCAAACAACCUUUCAGUCAGUCUGGACAGUAUGUGCACGAUGACCAGGCCUUUCUUUUCACCUUCAGUGGAGAAAAGCUCCUCAAGUAUCCGGUCACCGGUCCUGCUAACGCACUGAGAAUGAUGGCUAACUGUGGUCCAUAUUUUGGAGAAACAUUAGUUCUUGUCAAUGGAAGCAAAGCAGUAGUCUAUACCAAUCCAGGAAAUUAUUACCACUUCAAUGCUGCAGAAAUGCAUGGCAAUGACCUCAACCUGACUGAGUGUGAAGUCUAUGAAGUCGAGGAAACCACAGAACUUGAGCGUCCAUGGAGAACUAUCACCUGGGAAUCUGAGAAGAAGAAGGAGCUGAUGGAGACUAUUAAGACGUACAAACCCACAGUCAGCUCUGUGUCCCAGGUUCGGGUUCUGCUCAUUGGACCAGUUGGAGCUGGAAAGUCCAGCUUCUUUAAUUCUAUCAACUCUGUAUUCAGAGGCCACGUCACCAGCCAGGCCAUCGCUGGCAGCUCUACCACCAGUCUCACCACACAGUUUCGCACCUACUCAGUGAAAGCUGGGCGAGACGGAAAACAUUUGCCAAUCAUCUUGUGUGAUACCAUGGGAUUGGAGGAAAGCACAGGGGCGGGGCUUGAUAUAGAUGACAUCAGCAGCAUCCUUAAAGGUCAUCUGCCAGACCGUUAUCAGUUCAACCCCUCUGCUCCUCUGCAUUCGGAGACCAGCGGCUAUCGUAAGUCUCCAGGGCUUAAGGACAAGAUCCAUUGUGUGGCCUAUAUCACUGACGCCUGCAAGGUCUCCAUCAUGCCCACAAAGCUGGAGGAGAAGCUGAAUGCUAUCCGCAGAAAGGUCAACUUAAUGGGGAUUCCUCAGCUGGUCCUGGUCACUAAAGUAGAUGAAGCCUGCCCUUUGGUGACAGAGGACGUGAGGAACAUUUACAAGAGUGGCUACAUAAAGGAAAUUAUGCAGGAGGUCAGCGCCCGGCUCGGUGUGCCACUGUCCUGUGUUGUUCCGGUGAAGAACUACAGCGAGGAGUUGGAGUUGGACCCGAACUGUGACAUCCUGCUGCUCAGCGCCAUCAUCCAGAUGCUUCGCUUCACAGAUAAUUACUUUGAUGAGAUCAGUGACCAAUUCAGCAACAUUGAAGUCAAAGAAUAGGAAGUAUUAGUGCAGCAGAUGUUUAUAUCCUGUCCAACUGGAAUGAAAUGUCUCUCAAAAUGAUCUAUCCAUGCAUGCAUCCAUUUACCGGCAGGUGAUCCUGCCUAAUGCUUGUUCACUGUGCACUUCCUCCUCUGAUUUUUCCAAGCACCCAUUGGAAUGCUGGGAAAUGUAGUGCUUCUAUAUUUCCUGGAACUGUGCAGCACCUCCAGAGGCCUGUACUACGAAGCCAGAUCAGCAUGCCCUGGAUUUAUUUCCAUUUUCACGGCUUAACCAAACCUAACAACCGUGGCCCUGCUGUGAUGCAUCUACAUGAAAGAAGUGGUGUUUGCAAAAUAUGACCAAUCGCAAACAUGGACAAGUCUACCAAAGCCGCAUAUUUUCCACAAGAAGAGCACAGACACGAUUUACAGGCAAAAAGCAAUACAGUCGCUGCUUCCUAACCCAUUACAAAACCUAUCAAUAUCACUGACCCAUCAGUCAGGCACAUAAUCUGACCAUAAUUACACUUGUGCAUUCCAUAAACUUUUGCUGCUGUAGCCUAUUCUUUCAGUUGCAACCCUGGCAGUGGUAAGCGAUCGUGGGAGCAAACGAACAAUAAAUAUCAAAACAUAAUUCAAACUGAUUUGUUGCAUUGGCAACACACGGCUCAAGAUGCUGACAAAGAUUCAUUACGUAUCUUUUUCAGCUUCUUGAGCUGCUGAAAAUCUAUAUCUCAUAAAGAUACCCAUCAGGGAAUGCCAAGGGGGUUGUUGGUCUUUAAAUGUUUUAACUUUUAUGAGCGCACCUCUCACUAUCUGUGCACACACUCCUCCGGAUCUUCUAAGAACGUUGACGCCAUUUAUUAUUUGAGAAUUGAUUGGUCUGUAGGCCGUGCUUUUAUACCGUUUGAUCUGUAAUCUCCAACAUAACCUGCUCCUGAGCAGGUAAGGUAUUCAGCAUAAAUUACCAUGGCAAUUUAACCCGGUAACAAGUGACCCACCGUCAUGAUGCACAAAACCCUGGCUUGAACGUGAAGUUCCCUCUGUAACCCCAAAUCUUGCUUCACAGUAUAGGCCUCAGUUUGUGGCUUCAGAAACUCAGUGAGCUGAUCCUCAAUUUGAUUGUGUCCCUUAGCUGCACAAUAUUUAUUUUCUCUCUUAUUUGGUUGUAAAUUCUUUAUAUUUAAAAAUGAUAACAUAAUAAAGGGUGAUUUGAAUUUUUGACAUUAGAGGUCUAAAGAUUAUUAUUAUUAUUAUUAUUGUUGUUGUUACAUUGUUGACUCAUUUAGUGGGACAUUUCAUUACAAGUUAACAAGUUUGACAAGCUAACAUAUCUGUUUAUUGAAUGGCAGUGAGAAUAUAUGCCAUCGUGUAUUUUCGAUGUGAUUAACUCAUCUGAAUGUAGCUGCAAGAACGGGAUGCAAUCCUAAUGAGAUCAUUAACACUUUGCUGGAUGCAUGUACAGGCCAAAAUAAUACUGGUAACUGUGUUCAGAACCAUUAGACUAAUGAAGAAAUGUAUUCACGGUUUCAAUGUGAAAGACCGGCAGUGAACUUCACAACAGAAGGGGUGAGGUUCACUGCAAUAUAUAUAGUACAUACUGUAUUUCGACUGUCAUUCUGUAUAUUCUGACAUUUAUUUAUAUAUAUAUAUAUAAUUUAUUUAAACUUUCAUUCUAUGUAUUCCAACUUUCAUUCCAUUUUCAGUUUUAGUGUUGACUGCUGCAAUAGCUGCACACAUGGCGCUGUUCAAUACAAUGAAAAAUAAACAGUUCAAAUGGUCA